CUGCAAUAGCCUCUCUGUGUCUAUCUCCUCUUCUUAAUUAAUCUCCUCCUCUGUAAACAAUUUCUCUGUUUUCACAAGGAUGGCCGGCUUAAGGGGUUCAGUUACCGGAAUUGCUUGUGUUCUGCUGGCCUUGUGCAUGGCCGUGCCAACGUUGGCCACUGUUUACACUGUUGGCGAUUCUUCCGGCUGGGCCACUGGUGUUGAUUACACCACUUGGGCCAAAGGCAAGACCUUUGCAGUUGGUGAUAGCCUAGUGUUCAAUUACGGAGGUGGUGCGCAUACGGUAGAUGAAGUUAAUGCUAGUGACUACAACACGUGCACUGUGGGAAAUUACAUCAGCACAGACCAGAGUGGUGCCACCACCAUCCCUCUCAAGACAGCGGGGACUCAUUACUUCAUCUGUGGUGUGACUGGCCAUUGUGGGAGUGGCAUGAAACUUGCUGUCGAUGUGGCAGCUGCAGCCGCACCCUCCGGGACUCCAUCUUCCAGUGGCACCCCGCCUGCCACCAACACAACAGUUACCACCCCAACGCCCGUUACUACUAAACCCACAACUACAGUACCAUCCUCUUCCGGCGCUGUCUCCUCCGUUGAGGCUUUGGUGAUGACUAUGAUUGCAUUGUUUGUGUUGGUUGUGUCAUAAGUUGGGGGGCCAGGAUAGAGGCAGUGCUUAAUUAUUAUUUCGGUUUUUCUUAUGAUUUGAUCUCGUUUGUAUUGAGGAUAAACGUUGCUUUGUUUUCAUGGAUGAGUCGGUUCUUUAUUGUGCUUGUGUAAAACUAUUGUUCAUCAUAGGAUCAACCCCAUCCUUUUUUUUUCCCUUUUUUAACAGAAGGCAAUUAGUACCUAUUUUAAAUUUAACAAAAAAUAUAAAGUUUC
This is a messenger RNA of Rubroshorea leprosula, 876 nucleotides long. NCBI's taxonomy places the organism in Eukaryota, Viridiplantae, Streptophyta, Magnoliopsida, Malvales, Dipterocarpaceae. The record is from the annotation of a GenBank genome assembly.